Gordionus sp. m RMFG-2023 is the source of this 773-nucleotide messenger RNA. Its product is annotated as chromobox protein homolog 7-like. The transcript has 5 exons. Gene Ontology annotation, molecular function: chromatin binding. Gene Ontology annotation, cellular component: PRC1 complex; chromatin. The record is from RefSeq and is a predicted model, not a curated record. Lineage: Eukaryota; Metazoa; Nematomorpha; Gordioida; Chordodea; Parachordodidae. Gene Ontology annotation, biological process: negative regulation of transcription by RNA polymerase II. The coding region runs from base 69 to 680 and encodes 203 amino acids.
CUAUUUCAAAAUACUAUUGUGUGAAAUUUGAAAGUAAAAAUAAAUUAGAUUCAUUUUGAUGAACCAAUAUGCAAAAUGAUGAAAUUUCUGAAAAAGUUUAUGCUGCUGAAUCUAUAUUAAAAUCAAGAAUUAAUAAAGGUAAAGCUGAAUACUUGGUAAAAUGGAAAGGGUGGAAUUAUAAAUUUAACACAUGGGAACCUGAGAACAACAUCUUAGAUAUGCGAUUGUUGAAAAAUUUUAAAAACAAGCUCAAAAGGAUAAAGAAGGAAGCUUUAAACAGAAACAAGAAUGGGGAUACAAUGAAAAGUAUUGUGCCCAAGACUAAGAGAUUAUAUGAAUAUGAAGAAAGGCAUUUGGACCAAAAUAUUUCAGAAGAUAAAUAUGAUACAAAAAAUGAAGAUAACAAUAAUAAUGUGAAGUCAAAUAAAAAAAUUGAUGCUAUAUAUAAUGACAAUAUAAUCUUAAAUGAUUAUGCAGAUAAGGAUGGCAGAGAUAAUUAUAGUGGGAUUUCUUGUAAUCAUAAAAACAAUAAUGAGCAAAAUGAAAUGAUCAAUACUGAAAAAAUCCUUAAUGACUCUUGUCUCUUAAAUAAGAUAACUAUCACCGAUGUUACUUCUAACAAGCUUACUGUUACAAUAAUGGAAGCUCCAAUCAAUACAUUUAAACAAUAUUUACAAUGAUUAUUUAUUUAGAAUUUUUUAAAUUUAUUCAUAUUUAUUUAUUUAUAUUAUAUAAUUAUUUUGAAUAUAAAUUUUAAACAACAUUUAUGUAAA